CUCCUUUCUAAGGCAUACCGGUAGUUCCUAGAUAACCAGAAGACAACAACGCUGUCUGCUGUAUGUUUAAAUCGCUAAUCUCAGUGUUUAUAUAACCAUUAUUGUCACUAAAGCUUAUACUUCAUUCCGGGAAAUAUGUCAGUAACCCCAGAUUUGAUUCGUGAAAAGCUGAUCGCGGAGAUUGGUGCUAUACACGUGGAUGUAGAAGACACGUCUCCUAACAGAUGUGCAGCCAGUUUUAAAGUUCUUGUAGUGUCUCCUCAGUUUGAGGGGAAACCAUUGUUGCAGAGACACAGGAUGGUGAAUAAUUGUCUUGCCGAGGAACUGAAAGAGAUCCAUGCGUUUGAGCAGAAAACAUUGACACCAGAACAGUGGGAGAAACAGAAAGCACAGUGACGCAUGCACACACACACGUACUCAAAAUUAAUUUAUGCAGCCAUCAAAUAAAACAGCAGUGAUAUA
Carassius carassius (crucian carp) is the source of this 462-nucleotide messenger RNA. RefSeq lists its product as uncharacterized. NCBI's taxonomy places the organism in Eukaryota, Metazoa, Chordata, Actinopteri, Cypriniformes, Cyprinidae. The record is from RefSeq and is a predicted model, not a curated record. Gene Ontology annotation, biological process: intracellular iron ion homeostasis. The transcript has 3 exons. Bases 136 to 396 code for a protein of 86 amino acids. Gene Ontology annotation, cellular component: nucleus; cytosol. Gene Ontology annotation, molecular function: 2 iron, 2 sulfur cluster binding.